Messenger RNA from Liolophura sinensis, 4300 nucleotides. Its product is annotated as elongation factor-like GTPase 1. The record is from RefSeq and is a predicted model, not a curated record. Gene Ontology annotation, cellular component: cytosol; ribonucleoprotein complex. NCBI's taxonomy places the organism in Eukaryota, Metazoa, Mollusca, Polyplacophora, Chitonida, Chitonidae. Gene Ontology annotation, molecular function: GTP binding; GTPase activity; ribosome binding. Gene Ontology annotation, biological process: cytosolic ribosome assembly.
GUUUCCGUUUCAUAAGCUUUCGUAAGGAAGAUUGACUGCAAAUAUGAGAACAGCUUUAACUGUUAAAUGUGAAAUUUGGUGGAAGUUUGUAUAGAGGGUUUACAGUUGUGCUCAGAGAGGAGUGUGAUCAGAUUUUGAUUCUUCCGCUGUCCAGGCUAAAACUUCAUCAGUCAUCAACAACAACCUGCUUUCCUGAGUGACACUGACAGCUGGAGUGGACUGAACGCUCUCAGUUUCAACUUCCACAUCGUGUGUUGUCGUUGUAUGUAUACCCCUCUCAAAAUUACAGACCACAUAUACUGACUGACCCCAAAAUGAGAACUACACCUCCAGAAAAGCUUGCACAACUCCAGAAGAAUCCAGCAAAUGUGAGAAACAUCUGCAUCCUGGCCCAUGUAGAUCAUGGGAAGACAACUAUUGCAGAUGCCUUGGUUGCCAGCAAUGGAAUUAUCUCCCCUCGCAUGGCUGGAAAGUUGCGGUAUAUGGACAGCAGGGAAGAUGAGCAGGUUAGAGGAAUCACCAUGAAGUCAAGCGGAAUUUCAUUGUUUUAUCAUAAAGACAGUGAAGAUUUCCUCAUCAACCUGAUUGACUCUCCUGGUCAUGUGGAUUUCUCCAGUGAGGUUUCCACAGCUGUGCGGCUGUGUGACGGAGCCCUGAUGGUGGUGGAUGUUGUGGAGGGGGUCAGCCCUCAGACACAUGCUGUGUUACGACAAGCCUGGCUAGAGAACAUCAGACUUGUGCUAAUCCUGAACAAGAUAGAUCGCCUGAUCACAGAAGUGAAAAUGGAACCUCUACAGGCUUAUAUACACCUGCAGAAGAUCUUAGAACAGAUUAAUGUGAUCACCAGUGAACUUUUCACCUCUGAACAUCUGGAGAAGACGGCCAAUGUGUCUGAAAGCACAACUGGAAGAACCAGAGUAAACUCCAACAGUGAACAGGUCUACGACUGGAGUAUUGAAGACUCUGAUGACUCCCACAUCUACUUCUCUCCAGCAAGGAAUGUAAUCUUUGCCAGUGCUCUAGAUGGAUGGGGGUUUAGCAUUGCUCAGUUCUCUGAAAUGUACUCGAAGAAACUGGAAGUAAAUCCAGCUGUUUUGCAGAAGUCACUGUGGGGAGAUUUUUAUUACAACGGUAAAACGAAGAAGAUCAUGACAGGAGCACAGAUGAAAGCCAAGAAGCCAUUGUUUGUGCAAUGUGUCUUGGAGAAUCUAUGGGCUGUCUAUGAGGCCGUCCUUAUCAGAAAGGAUAAAGAAAAAAUGGCAAAGAUAGUGAAGUCGCUUGACUUGAAGAUUGCCCCACGUGAUGCCCGUCAUACAGAUGCCCGCGUUUGUCUCCAGGCUGUCUGUAACCAGUGGUUACCACUUUCGGGGGCUGUUCUGGGUAUGGUAACAGAGAAGCUGCUGUCCCCACUGAGCCUAUCAGAGGAAAGAAUUGAAAAGUUAAUGUGCAGUCGAGCACGACAGUUUGAUUCGCUACCAGUCCAAACCCAGCAGUUAAAGAAUAAUUUUAUAGCUUGUGAUGCUUCAGAAGACUCACCGGUCAUAGUGUAUGUGUCCAAAAUGUUCGCUGUGGAGAGGAAAUCCCUUCCCCAGAACAGGCAGAGGCCAUUAACCAAUGCCGAGAUUGAAGAAAGAAGACUGCAGGCCAGACAACGUAUUGCUGUGAGACGGGAAGAGGCAUUGGUCCGAAAUGAAGAAAGUGCAUCCAUUCAAAAUCCAGAAAAUUGUAUUGCCAUUCAUCCUGACAACUUACAGCAGAAACCAGGGGAGCAAGAGGGUCCAUUGAAGGGAGACCAGGUGUUUCUGGCCUUUGCGAGGGUUUUCAGUGGGACUGUCAGAAAGGGACAGCAGUUGUACGUCCUGGGGCCAAAACAUGACCCAACCAAGGCACUGGAAGAGCUGAAAGAGAAGGGUGAAGUAGAGACCAGUGACUGUUUAUCUGACCUGACAAGUACCAGACACAUCACCUCAUUCACUGUGGAGGAGCUGUACCUAUGUAUGGGCAGAGAACUGGAGUCUCUCACUGAAGUACCAGCUGGAAACAUUAUAGGUAUAGGUGGUUUGGAGGAACACAUACUGAAGUCUGCCACCAUCUCCAGCACUGUAGCCUGCCCACCCUUCACAGACCUUUACUUUGAAGCUGCUCCUAUCGUCAGGGUAGCAAUAGAACCAAAGCAAGCAGGUGAGAUGACAAAACUGGUACGGGGCUUGAAGCUGUUAAAUCAGGCUGACCCUUGUGUGGAGGUACUGGUACAGGAGACAGGAGAACAUGUGAUCAUAGCAGCAGGGGAAGUACACCUGCAGAGGUGUAUAGACGACCUUACUGACAGGUUUGCAAAAAUUGAAAUCAAUGCCUCAAAGCCAAUUGUGCCUUUUCGAGAAACCAUCAUCAAACCACCUAAAGUGGACAUGGUGAACGAAUCAAUCCAGGACACAAAUCAGCCGGUGAAACUGGCUCGUUACUUGGAAUUUGAGGAUGACUCGGAAGUGAUUUCUCCUGGUGUUGUGGUUACCAUGACGGCAGACAGGAAGUGCACCAUUCGCAUCCGGGCAUUGCCUUUGCCAGAGGACGUAAUCAAACUGUUGGAACCAAAUGCGUUCUUAAUUAAAACACUUGAUGAGUAUCACAAACAGAAAUUCUCCGGGAAAAUUCAGGAAAGCUCAAAAAGUAUGAAGCUGAGUGCAGAAGUGAGGAAAUCUUUAGCAGAGUUCCGAGCAAAUCUGAGCUCAGCAUUUCAGUCAUCUGGUAAAGAAUGGAGAGGAGCUGAGUAUCAGAUUUGGUCGUUUGGCCCACGGAGAACCGGACCGAACAUCCUUCUAAACAGAGUACCAGAUUAUCAACGCCCUUCUGUCUGGGACUGUUUGGAGACAGAAGAACAACAACAGCAGCAGCAGCAGAAAUCAGAAUUACGCCCCUUUGAAAGCAGCAUUGUCAGUGGAUUCCAGAUGGCGACACUAGCAGGACCAAUGUGCGAAGAACCCAUGCUAGGGGUCUGUUUUGUUAUAGAACAGUGGGAAAAUAGUGGUGCAAGAAAUACAGACCAAUCCUGUGACAGGACUACAACAAAAGGGAAUAACUCCCGUUGGGGUGAAAAUGAAGAAAAUGUUGUUGAUAGUGCAAAAGAAAAUGUAACAGAGUCAUCAAAUUGGCUCUCUUCACAUUUAGAAAGAAUUCCCAAGUCAGAGCAGCCCUCAGAUUCUCAGCAACCUGCUUAUCCCAAGUCAAGUAUGGAGACAAAGGGAAAUAACUCCAGUGAUAACAUUCAAACAGAUGAAGAUGUCUCCAGGUUGAAACGAAAACAGGAGACGUAUGGCCCGUUUUCUGGGCAGUUGAUGUCAUGUGUGAAGGACGGCUGUAGGAAAGCCUUUCAGACGCAGCCCCAGAGGCUGUACGUGGCUAUGUACAAGUGUGAGAUUCAGGCUACCUCUGAGGUUUUAGGCAAAUUGUAUGCGGUGUUGGGGAAGAGAUUUGGCUGUGUGGUCGCAGGAGAUAUGCGAGAAGGCUCACAGAUCUUUAACAUUGAAGCUCAUCUCCCUGUAGUCGAAAGUUUUGGCUUUGCGGAUGACUUCAGGAAGAAAACGAGUGGCUUAGCUAGGCCUCAGCUAACUUUCAGUCACUGGGAGCUCCUAGACGUGGACCCGUAUUGGGUGCCCACAACAGAGGAGGAAUACCUUCAUUAUGGGGAGAAAGCUGACAACGAGAACAGAGCACGUGCUUACAUGAACGCUGUACGCAGAAGGAAGGGACUGCAUGUGGAAGAGAAACUUGUUGAGCACGCAGAAAAACAGAGGACACUUUCAAAAAAUAAGUAGGACUGGGGAAUAUGCAUGAGGGAUACCUGAAGCAUAUUAAAGUAUAUCAGCUGCCAUCUUCAAGUCUGUACAUGUACAUGUUGGACUAAGUAGUGGAAGAAUUACAUAUGGUAGUGAUUGGUAUAUCUGAAAGAUGUUUUUAAACAUGUAUAUCUGAUGUGGUGAGGAAACGUGGAAACCAAAACAAGUACAGAGCGUUUGAAAAGUGAAGUGGGAGCCAUCCAAGUGGAAAGUAGAUAACAUCAAGCAGUAAAAGACAUAGCUAUGGGUUUUACACAAACUGCAUGAAAGGAAAUUGUGAUGCAUAAAAUUAUCUGGCAAAUAUGCCUUAACUGGCAAGCAGUUGUUAUGCGUGUUCCUGCAGGGAAAGGGGUACACAGUAGGCAGUGGCAGGCCAUCAUGAAACAGUAAAUGCUACCAGAAGUAUCUGCAACCAUCUAUAAUAUGCUUGAAAAUGGAGUCUGUUGUUUGGGGGUGAUAAAUAUUGG